Messenger RNA from Leucoraja erinaceus (little skate), 6791 nucleotides. It is a transcript of the gene tle3a, whose product is annotated as TLE family member 3, transcriptional corepressor a. Gene Ontology annotation, molecular function: protein binding; transcription corepressor activity. Gene Ontology annotation, cellular component: transcription regulator complex; nucleus. Gene Ontology annotation, biological process: negative regulation of canonical Wnt signaling pathway; regulation of DNA-templated transcription. The record is from RefSeq and is a predicted model, not a curated record. Bases 1975 to 4311 code for a protein of 778 amino acids. The transcript has 21 exons. Lineage: Eukaryota; Metazoa; Chordata; Chondrichthyes; Rajiformes; Rajidae.
UUCUGAAAUUCCUGCUGAAUUUAUUGGUGACCAUCUGCCAACGAUAGCCUCUGGUUAUGAAUCCCCACCCUUCCGAGUUGAAGCAGCUCUUAAAGAACAAAACAUAUUUGUUGCAAAUUAUCCUACCCACGCACCAAACGUGUUUUUAAUUUUUUUCGGUUUUAUUUUGUUUCAAUAAAUAUUUUUUUCAAAUAAAAUAAUUGCACAUUAAUUUUACAUAAAAGCUGGCACACAUUGGCCUUCUGCCAUUGCCGUUAAGGAAUAAUUUAUUUAGUUUUGGAUAUUAUGGAAGGGGCGGAGUACUUAAGUUACCAAAAUAUGUAAAUAUAUCAAUAUUAAAUUCGAAGAAUAGAUAUCAACUUCUAAAAACAAUUAACGUGGGAAAAUUACCAGUUCACAUCUACAUGUAGGCGAGUGUUUAAAUUGGCUAUGCUCCUUUUAAAAGACAUCUUAUGAUUAACAUUUACUAAGUAUGGACUGUCACCAGAGUUGAUGGGAUUUGAAGUGAUGUGUGAUCAUCCGUUUUUAUUAAUGUUUAUUUUUUUUAAAUGUGGCUGCUUCGGCUUUUCUGCUUUUAUCCCUCUUUUUUUUCCACACAGAUCCUUUUACCACAUGGUACUGACAGAUUGUUUGAGCUGCUCGGCAAAAGACAUUCAAAACUAAUUAAGCAGCAUUCCAGUGGUUAUUUGCAAGCACCAGGUACAAUCGAAGGCAUUUGUCAGCGCUCCAGGCCCCUCGUGGGUUUGAUUGACAGCGCCGGGUGAUCCCGCCCCCCCUCCCCGUGUGAUUGACAGUCGUCGGCGAGCCGACCAAUGACGUCCGAGUUGGUGCUCGGGCCAGCGGCGAUUGGCUGGUGGCGUCCACCAAUGGCGUUCCCCAGAUGCCACCCGCUAUCCCAGCCCACCCUGACCCCACGUGGGGUUCCCAGCUCGCCCAUUGGCUGGUCGGGCCGGCGGAGCCUUGGUUACUUUCCACCCUAAUAUGGUCAGGCUCUAGCGGCAGCCUGGGAGGGGGGAAGCGGAGCCGGAGUGCGGUGGGGAGGCGAAAGAGAAACAGACAAGAGAAGGGGGAAGCCGCGUGGAGUGUCUCUGUGUGUGGUAUUCUCGCUGUGAUCGCCUGCAUUUUGAAGCAACAUCUUCCCAACCUCGGAUCGACACAAAAAAAAAAACAACGCUCGAUAAUUGCAAAUAUCGGAGAGCGAGGCGGAGAAUCGACUCGCGGUCUUGUCAAAUGCAAACACCGCCGUGGUGCUGAACUUCAUCGAAGAUUAGUGCAAUUGUAUAUUUUUUCCGGUGGUUGUUGUUGUUGUUGUUGUGGUGGUGGUGGUCCCUGUCGGGGAGGAAGAGCCGGCUGCGUUCCCUGGCAGAAUGCGUGCGUGCCGCUGCUGUUGCUGCCGCUUUGGAACCGGGAGACACUCGCCCUCGCUACUGAACGUUCCAUUAUAGAAUCUCCCCGGGACCUGCCGACGUUCCAACCCGGUCUCCAGAUUCCAAAGACCCCGGGUCAACGUUCCAAAUUCCACCCGCGCCUUCCGAAGCGGACGCCACUUUGUUUAUCUUUCAUUUUGUUUUCUUUCUGCAGAGAGCAAACUGAAAAAAAGCUACUUUUCUUCCAAUACGUGAGAUCUUUUUUUCACCCUCCCUCUUACCACCACCACCACCACCUCCCCCCUCCCGAUAUUAUUCCACGGGUCCGUGAGGCCGACCGAGACUGUGAUGAUCUACGAGCCGGAGUGUGAAACGCUGUCGGCCCCCCCUCAUUACUUGCCCGCACAAAGGGACUUGUAAAACCUCGCCUCCACUGGAGAGGUCUUAUUGCUUUGUUCUGUAGCACUGGGAGUGGUUCCGAUCCUGAGCGGCGUGGCGGUGGACUUCUUUACAGCUGUGUGUGUGUGUUGUUUUUGUGUUAUUGCUGCAUUUAGCCCACGACUUAUCCACCCAGAGUAUCCCUGGUCGGGGAUACAUUGUUCAAGAGAUGUAUCCACAAAGCAGGCACCCGGCCCCGCAUCAACCCUCUCAGCCGUUUAAAUUCACCGUGGCCGAAUCGUGCGACCGGAUCAAAGAGGAGUUUCAGUUUUUGCAAGCACAGUAUCACAGUUUAAAGAUGGAAUGCGAUAAACUCGCGAACGAGAAAACGGAGAUGCAGCGUCACUAUGUGAUGUAUUACGAGAUGUCUUAUGGGCUGAACAUUGAAAUGCACAAGCAGAUGGAGAUUGCGAAAAGAUUAAACACCAUCUUGGCACAGAUCAUGCCUUUUCUUUCACAAGAGCACCAGCAGCAAGUAGCUCAAGCCGUUGAGCGUGCCAAGCAAGUGACUAUGACGGAGCUAAACUCGAUCAUCGGGGUACGUGGAGUUCCCAAUCUGCCUCUCACACAGCACCACGCUAUCUACCCACCUCUCAUGCAGCAGCAGCUCCAGGCCCAGCACCUCUCCCACGCCCACGCUCCUGUCCAAAUGCCGCCCCACCCCUCGGGCCUGCAGCCGCCCGGCAUCGCCCCUGUCUCCGGCAGCGCCGCGGGGCUGCUGGCUCUCUCCGGCGCACUGGGCAGCCAGGCCCAGCUGCUGGUGAAGGACGAGAAGAACCAUCACGAGCUGGACCACAGAGAGAGAGACUCGAGCGUGAACAAUUCUGUUUCGCCAUCAGACAGCCUAAGGCCAAAUGAAAGAAACAGCAGGAGUUCCUCUGACUACCUAGACGCCAAGAAACGCAAGGUGGAGGAGAAAGACUCGAUGAACAGAUAUGACAGCGAUGGCGAUAAAAGCGAUGACCUGGUUGUAGAUGUUUCCAACGAGGAUCCAGCCACGCCGCGGGUCAGCCCCGUGCACUCGCCCCGGGAGAACGGCCUGGACAAGCCGCGCGGCAUCAAGAAGGAUGCGCCCAACAGCCCCGCCUCCGUCGCCUCAUCCAGCAGCACGCCCUCGUCAAAGACCAAGGAUAUGAGCCACAACGACAAGUCGUCGACUCCUGGCCUGAAGUCAAACACUCCAACUCCACGCAACGAGGCUCCUACUCCGGGCACCAGCUCCACACCGGGUCUGCGGCCCAUCACCGGGAAACCACCCGGCAUAGAGUCGCUAGCCCCAGCCCUCCGUGCACCCAUCUCGCUGGCCGGCUCCUACGGCCCUUUCGCCAUGAUGCCUCACCACGACAUGAACGGUGCCCUGACCAGCCCCGGCCCGUACUCCAGCCUCCACAUCUCACCGCAGAUCAACGCAGCCGCCUACCGGUCCCCCAUGGUGAGCUUUGGCAGUGUCGGCUUUGACCCCCACUCCCACAUGCGAGCGCCCGGACUGUCUGCUAGCAUGGCCGCCAUACCAGGAGGAAAGCCCGCCUACUCCUUCCACGUGAGUGCCGAUGGGCAGAUGCAGCCGGUGCCCUUCCCGCCCGACGCCCUGAUUGGGUCCGGCAUCCCCCGGCACGCCCGGCAAAUCAACACCCUGAACCACGGCGAGGUGGUGUGUGCCGUCACCAUCAGCAACCCCACCCGGCACAUGUACACCGGGGGCAAGGGCUGCGUGAAGAUCUGGGACAUCAGCCAGCCCGGCAGCAAGAGCCCCGUCUCCCAGCUCGACUGUCUGAACCGGGAUAAUUACAUCCGCUCCUGCAAGCUGCUUCCCGAUGGCCGUACCCUGAUCGUGGGAGGGGAGGCGAGCACGUUGACGAUAUGGGACCUGGCCUCGCCCACACCGCGGAUCAAAGCCGAGCUCACGUCCUCGGCGCCGGCCUGCUACGCGCUGGCCAUCAGCCCUGACGCCAAGGUCUGCUUCUCCUGCUGUAGCGACGGCAACAUAGCCGUGUGGGACCUGCACAACCAGACACUCGUCAGGCAGUUCCAAGGGCACACGGAUGGUGCAAGUUGUAUAGACAUCUCUCACGAUGGCACCAAACUAUGGACAGGGGGCUUGGACAACACUGUGAGAUCCUGGGAUCUGCGAGAAGGAAGACAACUCCAGCAACAUGACUUCACCUCACAGAUCUUCUCGCUGGGUUAUUGCCCCACUGGGGAGUGGUUAGCAGUGGGAAUGGAGAGCAGCAACGUUGAAGUCUUGCAUCACACUAAACCGGACAAGUAUCAGCUGCACUUGCACGAGAGCUGUGUCCUGUCGCUCAAGUUUGCCUCCUGCGGUAAGUGGUUUGUCAGCACUGGGAAGGAUAACCUGCUGAAUGCGUGGAGGACGCCCUAUGGUGCCAGCAUCUUCCAGUCAAAGGAAUCGUCGUCUGUGUUAAGCUGUGAUAUUUCGACUGAUGACAAGUAUAUCGUCACUGGGUCCGGUGACAAGAAAGCGACAGUCUACGAGGUCAUCUACUGAGGAGAGAGAAACCACAGUGGCACUUUAGACUGCAGCAUUCAGGAAUGGCUCAAAGUACAGCUUUUAUACCGAGAAGGAAUCCAUUGUACGUUACAGUCAACCUGACGACAACUGGUUUACGAAAGACUGUCUGGGAUAUUCGAGGCUUGCUUUAAGUCUGAGAGUUGACGGCUCUCCUUGCAGCUCUGCGGAAGGCUUGAGGUUGUGCCCUGUUUGAAUCGGAGAUGUUUGAGAUUUAUCGAAGGCCUGACCGGGCUUCCUUCCUCUGAACCUUUCCAUGGUGGCCCUGGAGGAUGAGUGGCCUGGAAUGUACGUGUGGAUGUUGGGGACUCCCAGCGUGAAGCGGUGCUUCGCUCGUGAGCCCGUUACAACUGUGCUGUAAAUAUUGGGUGAAGCUGGGGUUCUGCCCAGUUCUUUUUGGGGUGUUUCUGCAUCGUACCCCGAGACCACGGCACCAGUGUUUAGGGGUGCAUACACCCCACGGAGGUGGAACAGUCUCCCAGGAAGAUAAAAACGAGGUUCUGAAACGAGAAGAGAACUUGCUGGUUUGGGAGAGGAUGGGGGGUAAAUGACGGGGAAGAUGGGUCAGUGAUGGCCUUAACAGAAUUACACGUUCCUACCUAUGGACAUGGCAUCUCCAACCUUGCUUCAAGGCUGCCAUUCUCGUGCGGGAACUGUGACGCAUUGCUGGAGACACUGCUCAGGGAGUCUGCGGAACAGAUUUGAGUGUUUUCUUUUCAUUUGACCUCCGUGUGCACAUGGAACCAGAAGGGAAGCCGACAUUUGUUGGAGCUGCUGAUGGAGAAUUUGGACUUUUUCAGAAGAGAUUUAUUUUUUAACAAUUCCCCGCUCCCUCUGUCCACAAUGAGUUUCUCGUCUUCAAAUGAUUGGAUUGGUCUCAGUUCAGCUGUAGUCUGAUCUGUUUUAUGUGUAUAUAUGUUCAAAUCCAAGAUAGCUAAUGGUGCAGCGUUCCUGCAGAGAAAAGUCUUGAUUUAUUUUUACUUUUUAACAUUUCAGCUGUAAGAGAAAAGUACAUAACAAUAGUGUCUUACAAAAUAUCACUGUCUUGUUUCCCCUUCUCUACAUUUGGCUGCUGGCUGCAUUCAUUGAGUCCAGUCUAUUGUUUCAAGAAGCAGUGAGGAUUGGGCCUGGGGGUGCUGUUAUUAAUGAUCCCACUACUCAGAAUUGGGCACCCAUUGUUCAAUUUGCCCUCCACUUUGUACUGUUGUUUUACCCCUCAAGCUGCCCUUUCGCUUCAUCUGAUCCGCCAAUCUCCCUUGUUCCCCUUCCCUUAGCAGUUGGAGUUUUUAAACUCUUUAUAAGUUUGGAUUGGGAACGAUUAAACCCUGAGGGAGCUUGACAGAGUGGGAUUAUUCCCAAUUUGGGGAAGGGGGAGAACUACCACACAAGGGGCCUCGAUAUACAACCAAGGAGUUUAUCUAUUUAUUACAGAGACGAAGCAAGCCUUUUUGCAACUCUCGGCCUCAAGAGUGUCGGAGAGCCUUUGCAAUGGAGGCAGAAUGAUUGUCGAUGAGCGGGAUCAGGUGGCCGUGUAGAGCUGAGCUUGCCGUCAGAUCAGCCAGGAUCCCAUUGAAAGGGAGAGCAGGCAUGGAGUUUGAAUGCUCGCCCCAUUCACUGAGGAGAGCGAGCCUUUCCCUGCACAAUGUUUGAGACUGCUCUCAGGCUUCUUAUAAACCUAAUGGGGGGGACAGCGCAGGCCAUUCGGCCCGAGAGCCUUUCUGCUGUUCCAGAGGCUUGUGGCUGAAGUAUGGGGUGGCAUCACGGGCACACACUUGGUACUUCACUAGGGUUUGGUGUUGAACCCUACAUGAUCUGCACAGGGCUCACCCUGAACCACAGAGGACACUUGUAAAGAUGGGCACCUCACUCUGUCUGGGCACUCUCCCUGCAUGUGGCUGUGAUGUUAAAACCAGGCUGAGCGGGGAUGGAAGGGCGACAAUUGUUUGGGCCAAAGUUGGAUGGCUUGAGUGUUUGUUUCUCCCCAGCCCUCGCUUGUUCACCCCUUCACCUAUUGGCAGCCAAUUCAGACAUGGUCCUCUGGAAUUUUGCUUCAGCCCAAUCGAGUUCACUUCCCUGCUCCCAGUCUGGGCAAACCACCCCUGUGAUGGUUCGAACUUGCUCAGUGUGUCUACAACUUGACUUCCCAAUGACAUUCUAGCCACAAAUCACCUCCCCUGGUGGAAUUUAAAACAAUUUUGGAAUUUUUUUUUUUUUUUUUUUUUUUUUUUUUUUGUGUGUCCGGAUUAUCUCUUUAUGAAAAGUAAAUUCUCAAUGGAGCAGAAAUGUACAUGACUCAAGACUCUGACACCGAACUUGUUCAGAAACCACUUGUUGGGUCAUGGGGGUUUCUGCCCUUGAGAUCUCUUGACACCAGAUUUGUAGCAACGUAACUUUGUGAUCACUGAAGAAGAUGUACAGUUGUUAAUAAUUCAAUAAAAGUUUUUUUUUAAAACACUGUA